Molecule: messenger RNA, 2492 nt
Organism: Candoia aspera
Lineage: Eukaryota; Metazoa; Chordata; Lepidosauria; Squamata; Candoiidae
Gene: BOP1
Product: BOP1 ribosomal biogenesis factor
Exons: 16
Coding region: 101-2224 (707 amino acids)
Biological process (GO): maturation of LSU-rRNA from tricistronic rRNA transcript (SSU-rRNA, 5.8S rRNA, LSU-rRNA); ribosome biogenesis
Cellular component (GO): preribosome, large subunit precursor; PeBoW complex
Molecular function (GO): ribonucleoprotein complex binding; protein binding
Source: RefSeq, a predicted model, not a curated record
UCUGUCGAGGAGAUCGCACGCGGCGCCGACGGAGGAGGCCGGGCGGCUGAGAGAGCGGACCGGCGGCGGCGGCGGCGGCCGGCCAGUUCUCAGGGCCAGGAUGUUUGAGGAGCAAGACGAAGAAGGCGACCCGCUGACAGACAGCGAGGAGAGCGCCUAUUCCGGGCUGGAAGAUUCCGGAAGCGACAGCCUUGCAGAAGAGGAGGAAGAUCAGGAUCAUGCAGUUGAGGGGAAGUCAGAAGGGAGGUUGCACUCCAAAGAUAUGCAAGCUGGAGAAGCAGCACAGUUGGGUCCUAAAAUCCCAAGUACAGCAACAGAUCAACAAGAACCUCCCUUGCAGAACGAGUAUGCAGAAGACAGCUCUGAUGAGGAGGACAUCCGCAACACCGUUGGCAACAUCCCCAUGGAGUGGUACCAGGACUUCCCGCACAUCGGCUACAACUUGGACGGCAAGGAGAUUUACAAGCCCAUCCGCUCGAAGGACGAGCUGGACAGGUUCUUGGAGAAAAUGGAGAGUCCCGACUACUGGCGAACUGUCCACGACAAAAUGACGGGGGCGGACAUGAAGCUGACGGACGAGCAGGUGGAGUUGGUGAACCGUCUUCAGAGGGGCCAGUUUGGGGACGUGAAUUUCAGUCCAUACGAGCCGGCCGUGGACUUCUUCAGCAGCCAAGUGAGGAUCCACCCUGUAACAAACCGCCCCCCAGACAAGCGAAGCUUCAUCCCCUCCCUGGUCGAGAAGGAGAAGGUCUCCAAAUUGGUCCACGCCAUCAAGAUGGGCUGGAUCAAGCCAGGGAGGCCCCGGGAGGACAGCGUAGCCUUCUAUGAUCUUUGGGCCCAGGAAGAUCACACCUCCAUCCUGGGACGGCAUAAGAUGCACGUGCCUGCCCCCAAACUUCCCUUGCCCGGGCAUGAGGAGUCCUAUAACCCACCUCCAGAGUAUCUUCCGAUGGAGGAAGAGAAACUGGCCUGGGAGCAGCAGGAGCCUUCAGAGCGCAAGCUGAACUUCCUUGCCCGGCGCCACGACUGCCUGCGCCGAGUGCCAGCCUACCCUCGCUUCAUCCAUGAGCGCUUCGAGCGCUGCCUCGAUCUCUACCUGUGCCCGCGCCAGAGGAAAAUGCGGGUGAGCGUGGAUCCGGAAGACUUGAUCCCCAAGUUGCCCAAGCCACAGGAUCUGAAGCCCUUUCCCACCGUGCAGGCCUUGGUGUAUCGUGGCCACACCAGCCUUGUGCGCUGCAUCAGUGUCUCUCCUGCUGGGCAGUGGCUGGCAUCAGGUUCAGAUGAUGGCACCGUGAAGUUCUGGGAGGUGUGCACAGCCCGGUGUGUGAAAAGUGUCCCCGUGCAAGCUGCAGUGAAGAGCAUCGCCUGGAAUCCCAACCCUGCCGUCUGCCUGGUGGCCGUGGCCAUGGAGCACACGGUACUGCUGGUGAACCCUGGCCUCGGGGAUAAGCUGCUCUGUGGAGCCACCGACCAACUCCUGGAAAGCCACGUGCCCCCAGAGGAGGGCCGCCUGCAGCCCGUCACGUGGGAGGAAGCCACGGAGGAGGAGCACCGCUUGGGUGUGCGGCUCAGAGUGAAAUUUGGGAAGCCCUUGAAACAGGUGACAUGGCAUGGAAGGGGGGACUACUUUGCCACAGUCGUGUCAGACAAUAGCCACCUGCAGGUCCAGAUCCACCAAGCCAGCAAGCGCUGGAGCCAGGCGCCCUUCCGCCGGAGCAAGGGCCAGGUGCAGCGUGUCCUCUUCCACCCGCUGCGGCCUUUCUUCUUCGUGGCCACCCAGCGCUUUGUCCGCGUCUACCACCUCCUCAAGCAGGAGCUCACCAAGAAGUUGCUCACAAACUGCAAGUGGGUCUCCAGCAUGGCUCUCCAUCCCGGAGGCGACAACCUGAUCUGCGGCAGCUACGACAGCAAGCUCGUCUGGUUUGAUUUGGACCUCUCCACAAAGCCUUAUCGGGUGCUCAGACACCACAAGGCAGCACUGAGGACCGUGGCUUUCCACCCCAGUUACCCCCUUUUUGCCUCGGGCUCAGACGAUGGCAGCGUCAUUGUUUGCCACGGCAUGGUCUAUAACGACCUGCUUCAAAACCCACUCCUUGUGCCGGUGAAGGUGCUGAGGGGCCACACACUGGCCCACGACCUGGGAGUCCUUGAUGUCCUUUUCCACCCCACCCAGCCAUGGCUUUUCUCCGCGGGCGCAGACGCCACCAUCCGGCUCUUCACGUAGUGGAUGCCCCCCUUGUGGGGUGUUCAGCUCCAAAACAGACUCGGCAGGAGGCCAGGGGGUCUGCUGGCCUGGGAGGCUGGAGCCGUGAUGCAGCCGAGGAUGACGAAGCCGCUGAAGCCGCUGCAGAAGUUGCAGGAGGAAGGUGGAAGAGGCGGUGGUUCUCAAGAACUCUUUGGGGCAUGCACAUGUGCAACCGCACAUCGGUACUGUCCUUUGCUUUGUUCCGUGGGCUCCUUCUGCUCACUUGGUAAAUAAACCUGCCUGAUUU